UGGGGUUAUUCCAGGAAGGGUCAGUGUGUCAGAGGAAAGCAUGGGGGAGGUGAUCUCAGGGAAAAUAUAGCACAUGUGAGCUGUGGAAAAACGCAUAAUAAGUAUAGAGGUUGGCUGAGAGGAAGCAGUAGUGGUUAUAUAAAAGGAUUGACAGAGAUUUGUAUUACUAGCCCAAAAAAUGAACCUUGCCGGUGGCCUGGAUCUUAUUUUCAUUGCCAAUAAUUUGGGUUCAGUGAUGGAAAGUCCACAAACAGAUUUCUCUGUAAGUCCAGGUUCUGAGCAAAAAGAGAGUGAGGUCCAAGAAGAUGGCAGUCCACCAGUAAAAAAAGUAAUGACAGAAAAGCAUGUCAAUAGCAAAGUACAAGCUGUAGUAAAUAAAUUGCCAACAAUAAAGAAGGAAAAUGUGGAUGAAUAUGAAGAAACUCCCAUGGAGUCUGAUGGAGAAAAUGCGAAACCAAACAGUACUACAUUAUCUGAGUCUUUGAAUUUAAAUCCUGGUUUGAAACACACAUUGGCACAGUUCCAUUUAAGCAGCCAGAGUUCACUGGGUGGACCAGCAGCUUUUUCAGCUCGUUAUUCCCAAGAAAGCAUGUCACCUACUGUCUUCGUGCCUCUUCCAUCACCACAGAUACUUCCUAGUCCACUGCUCAUUCCUUCAGACAGUUCCACUGAGCUUACUCAGAGUAUAUUGGAGGGAGAAUCUAUUUCUUGUUUUAAAGUUGGAGGGGAAAAGAGACUCUGUUUGCCUCAAGUGUUGAAUUCAGUGCUCCGAGACUUUUCACUACAGCAAAUUAAUACAGUGUGCGAUGAACUGUAUAUAUACUGCUCGAGGUGCACUUCCGACCAGCUUCAUAUCCUAAAGGUUUUGGGAAUCCUUCCAUUUAAUGCCCCAUCCUGUGGGUUGAUCACACUGACUGAUGCUCAAAGACUAUGCAAUGCUUUACUACGUCCUCGCACUUUUCCUCAAAAUGGCACUCUGCUUCCUGCAAAAAACACAUUGGUCCAAUUGAAAGAGACUGGCAGUGCCUUUGAAGUAGAGCAUGAAUGCUUGGGCAAGUGCCAGGGUUUGUUUGCACCUCAAUUUUAUAUUCAGCCGGAUGCUCCAUGUAUCCAGUGUUUGGAGUGCUAUGGAAUGUUUUCACCCCAGACAUUUGUGAUGCAUUCGCAUAGAUCUCCUGACAAGAGGACCUGCCACUGGGGCUUUGAAUCAGCCAAAUGGCAUUGUUAUCUUCACGUUAACCAAAAAUAUUUAGGCACUUCAGAGGAGAGAGAACUGAAGCAUCUUUUGGAGGAAAUGAAGGAGAAGUUUAGCAUGAAAAACCAGAAAAGAAUUCAAUCCAAAGCAGAUCCUCAGCAAAGCCUAGAAUUGCAGCAAUGGUAUCCAGUUAUAAAGCAUGAAGCAGACCCUGUUACUCAAUCACAUUCAUUCGUCCAUCCCAGCUAUUACCUUUACAUGUGUGAUAAAGUGGUUGCUCCAAAUGUAUCCCUUACACUGCAAUGUAAAGAAGCUACAAAAACAGCAGUCAAGAUUUCAGAAGUAAUUAAAUCUUUACCUGGACAGUCACAGAAACAAGUCAAUAGUGUUAAACACAAAAAAGCUGCCUCAUAUCCAGAGCUCUCUCUUGAAGAGCAGGAAAAAAUCGACUUAAAAACUAGCACAGAACUGCAUAAAAGUGUGGAUCCACCUAUGUCAACUAAUUCUACAAGACGAGGGAAAUCUGAACAUGCCACUUCCAAAGCCAAUGCAGAAUCUAACAAGGUUGAAAUAGGCAAUGGUGCCUCAUCCCCAACUACUAUCAAGGACAUCAGUUGUGAAGAUGACAAGGGAAGAAUCAUGGAGGAAGUAAUGAAAACCUACCUUAAACAGCAAGAAAAACUGAAUACUAUUUUGCAAAAGAAGCAGCAGCUUCAAAUGGAAGUGGAAAUGUUAAGUAACUCUAAAGUUAUGAAGGAACUAACUGAGGAGCAGCAGAAUUUACAGAAGGAACUUGAAUCUUUGCAAACUGAGCAUGCUCAAAGAAUGGAAGAAUUUUAUGUUGAGCAGAGAGACUUGGAGAAAAAACUGGAACAAGUGAUGAGGCAAAAGUGUACCUGUGACUCCAACUUAGAAAAGGACAAAGAAGCUGAAUAUGCAGCACAGUUGGCAGAACUAAGACAGAGACUGGAUCAUGCAGAGACAGAUAGACAAGAGCUCCAAGAUGAACUGAGACAAGAACGAGAAGCAAGAGAAAAGUUAGAGAUGAUGAUUAAGGAACUGAAGCUUCAGAUUUUGAAAUCUUCAAAGAAUGGAAAAGGAAAAUAGAAGUUGGUAGAGGGAAUCUCGGUUGUUUCCUUCAAGCUGGGUUGUUUGUAGUUUAAUUGUGCACAGUUUACCUGUAUGAUAAGACCAAGUAUUUGUAGUUCCCAAAACAAAAACCAAGGUGAUGAUAUAUAUCUUGAUAUACAUUUUUAGAUUUUCUUAACUAAUGAAAAUCUGCAUUUAUUUGUACUGGUGUUUUUUCUCAGACAGCUAUUAACAAUAUGAAACCUUUUGUUUUAGAACAAUUUCUGCCUAUAUUUCUAAUGCAGGCUUGAGGACUCUGCACCUUUUUAAAGCAGCAUUGUGUGUUUAAAAUAUACUGUGGUCAUUUUUAUUUUGCUACCUAUUGCAUAUCCAGUUAUAGAAAUAUAUAUUUUUUAAUUUUGAUCUUUUCAAAACCUAAAAUAGAAAAACAGAAUUUAGGUUGCAGUGAAAAAUUCAGUGACAAUAAGGGCAGCUUUUCAUUUGUAAAUUAAUGCUGCAUGUUGGCACGCUGAUAAAAGAAGAUUGACCAUCAGAAAUUUAAUAGCCAGAGUUUUUUUCCAUAAUUUCAUCUGUAUGAAUUUUCAAACUGUUAUUUUUAAUAGUUGCUAUUAAAUGUCUAUUAUCAAAAUGGAAGAAUUUCAAAAUCUAAGUUGUGGUAUUCUGUGGGCAUUUUGGAGGAUGAUAACAUUAUUAUGCAUUUCAGUGUGAAAAGGAACAACUGAAACGGAAUCCUGUGCAUUUUAAAGUAUAAAAAUCUCCUUCCCUCUGCUCCCCUCCCAUCUCCCCCCUUUCCUUGCUCUCUCCCCCCCCUCCGCCCCCAGCCUUUUCAGGUAACAGCUGUUGAAGAAAGUCUUUAAAAAAAAAAAUUGGGGGCUAUAUUGUAGAAACCCUGAACAUUUGGAUUAUUAACAUUGUUUUGAAAAUAUUAAUGCUCUGGAGAAUAACAGUUGUUAUCAUUCAUAUGUGUUAGUUACUUUGAUAUCCAAAAGUCUCUCUUCUCUACAGAUUUAUUUUAGUAUGUAGAAACAGGCCUUAUUGACAUUUAGGUAAUUAGUAAAAAGUUAAAGAAAAAAAGUGAGCUAUGACGCUUCAAAAGUAAUUUUGAUACUUUGUAUGGUUAAAUAACAUUGGAAAUAUUACCAUAAUCUGCAAAAGUACUGCAUGUUCAACCCAUAAUAUUUAAAAAUGGAUAGAAGUACAGAAUCCCUAUAUUGGUGUACCCGACAUUAAUGUUGAAAAAUCCUGGUCACAAAGGGUUAGAUUUAGAAUGCCUUAUUAUUAGAAUCCUGACAUAUUAAAAGCAUUAUUACAAAAUUGGGUGAAAAAAUACAGUCUUUUACUUCUUUCCAAAAAGUUUGAAGGAUCUCUAAUGACAGACUUUAGUUGUUGAUUAGAAAUAUUUUUAGUAGUUUCAUGUUCCAUGUUCCUUACUCUGAAUCCACUGUUAACUAAAAUUGUUUUGCUAUGGUGUUUGUGUCUUUGUUGUUCUCUCCAGGGUUAAACUAGUGUUAGAUAAAACCAUGAAUAAAAAUGUCUGCUUCCAUUUUUGUUCUGAGUGAGCUAAAAUUAAAAACUUUGCCUGCAUUUUAAUUUUUUCACAAUCUAUUUCAAUGAAAUAGGAAAUAUUGUACAAAGAAAGAUUAAGUUGGCAUAUGUGCCAUAUACUGCUUGUUCAAGUUGGGAGAGGUAAAAUUAAGAAUAUGUGUUGGACACCCUUUUAGAAUUUUAAUAAAUUCUUAAUGUCCCAUCUACACUGAGGAUUAAAGCAGGUUAAAUGAAGCAGUUUGAAACAUUGUGUCCCUUGCCAUUAUGGAUUACAGAGCACAAAUUUUUCUCUCUGGCAUCUUUGGAUCAUUCUUUUAAAAAUGGGCAAACCUAUCUAAACUGGGCAAGUCAAACUAUUUAAAGGGGGCUGCGGGGUGGGGACAGAAAUUCCUGUUUGCUCCUUAUAUGCUUUUGUAUUCAACGUCACGUCUGUUUGCUUUAAAGACCAAAAAAAAACCAA
Messenger RNA from Mauremys mutica (yellowpond turtle), 4289 nucleotides. It is a transcript of the gene SKIL, whose product is annotated as SKI like proto-oncogene. NCBI's taxonomy places the organism in Eukaryota, Metazoa, Chordata, Testudines, Geoemydidae. Gene Ontology annotation, biological process: negative regulation of BMP signaling pathway. Gene Ontology annotation, molecular function: SMAD binding; DNA-binding transcription factor activity, RNA polymerase II-specific; RNA polymerase II cis-regulatory region sequence-specific DNA binding. The record is from RefSeq and is a predicted model, not a curated record. The transcript has 8 exons. The coding region runs from base 179 to 2302 and encodes 707 amino acids. Gene Ontology annotation, cellular component: nucleus.